Pseudophryne corroboree (corroboree frog) is the source of this 14825-nucleotide messenger RNA. RefSeq names its product WD repeat and FYVE domain containing 3 (gene WDFY3). Gene Ontology annotation, molecular function: metal ion binding; protein binding. Gene Ontology annotation, biological process: aggrephagy. The transcript is spliced from 69 exons. NCBI's taxonomy places the organism in Eukaryota, Metazoa, Chordata, Amphibia, Anura, Myobatrachidae. The record is from RefSeq and is a predicted model, not a curated record. The coding region runs from base 835 to 11490 and encodes 3551 amino acids.
CGGAGUGAGUCAGGAAGAGGGAGGAGGAAUAAAGAUUAAAAAUGGCCACCAGCAGCUGCUGGGAACAGCAACAACUCCUGACUGUCCAGGAUGGUGAGAGCGGCCUGGGCGGUUGAUGGAAGAGACAAGGAGAGGGCCAGGCAAUCGGCAGCAGCAGCAACUGGCACUGUACUGUGGGCAUAGCAGCCAGGCACACACAGGCAGCAUACACUGGAUGGAAGCAGGAUCACAGCCUCCUCCUACUCCUCCUCAUUCCUUUCUCUUCUCACCUUGACAUUUGGAUGAUCAUAUUGUUUUAUUAUUCUUAUUGUACUAAAUUGAAAAGUCACAUUUGAAUUUCCUUGGAUUUGUCUGGGAAGGGAUGGUUUGACAUCAGCAUGCCGGGAGGAGCAGCCAGUGCACUGCAUUAAAGGAGGAGGGCAGGAAAUAAAUCCAAGGAGAGGAAUAAAAUAGCAAGCUCCAUCCUGCUGCUAUUCUGCAAUCUACUUGUGCCACCCUGCAUAGAGGUUGACCUCAAGGAAAUAAAAAAGGAAAAAAGUCAGAAAAACCUAAAUAAUCUUACGCUGAGGUCAUCUGAGUGGAGGGAGACCACAGAAAGCAGAAGAUGGGAUCACUUCCUAAUAUAAAGCUUCUCCCUAGGGUCAGAGCGUGUCCUGCUUACACAGUAAUGGUGACUCCUUUCUAAUGGCAAUGAUGUUCUAUGGAGAGUAGAUGGGAACCCAAGUUCAGUAGGAAACAUAGUAGUCUCCGAAGAAAAAAAGACUCCUGCAACCUAUAGCUUUGAUGAGGAGAAGAAUUAAAAGGUAAAAGGGUUGCAUUGACAAAAGUGCAACCAUGAAUAUGGUGAAGAGAAUCAUGGGCCGGCCUCGGCAAGAGGAAUGCAGCCCGCAGGACAAUGCACUUGGUUUAAUGCAUCUAAGGCGGCUUUUUACAGAGCUUUGUCACCCUGCCCGGCACAUGACUCAGAAAGAACAAGAAGAGAAGCUUUAUAUGAUGCUGCCAGUCUUUAACAGGGUGUUUGGAAGUGCACCACCUAACACAAUGACCGAGAAGUUCUCAGACCUUCUGCAGUUCACUACACAAGUUUCCCGACUGAUGGUGACUGAGAUACGAAGGAGGGCAUCUAAUAAGUCCACAGAGGCUGCUAGUCGUGCCAUUGUCCAAUUUCUAGAGAUCAACCAGAGUGAGGAGACCAGUAGGGGAUGGAUGCUUCUUACAGUAAUUAACUUAUUGGCCUCGUCUGGACAGAAAACCGUGGACUGCAUGACAACCAUGUCUGUGCCUUCCACCCUAAUUAAAUGCCUGUACCUGUUUUUUGACCUCCCGCACGUGCCUGAGGUGCCUGGAGGAGCUGAGAAUGAACUGCCAUUGGCAGAGCGGAGAACAUUACUUCAGAAAGUCUUUGUUCAGAUUCUUGUGAAGUUGUGCAACUAUGUGUCCCCAGCUGAGGAACUGGCUCAAAAAGAUGACCUCCAACUCCUCUUCAGUGCAAUAACAUCCUGGUGCCCCCCUUAUAAUCUCCCCUGGAGAAAAAGUGCUGGUGAAGUGUUGAUGACAAUUUCUCGACAUGGACUUAGCUUAAAUGUGGUGAAAUAUAUACAUGAAAAAGAAUGCCUGGCCACAUGUGUCCAAAACAUGCAGCAGUCCAAUGAUCUGUCCCCGCUGGAGAUUGUGGAGAUGUUUGCAGGGCUUUCCUGUUUUCUGAAAGACUCUAGUGAUGUUUCUCAGACAUUGCUGGAUGACUUCAGAACGUGCCAAGGUUACGUCUUCCUCUCCGACCUCCUGCUGAGGCUAGAUCAAGCUAAAGAGAACGAAUCCAAAGAUGCACUGAAGGACUUGGUUAACCUAAUUACUUCUUUAACAACAUAUGGUGUAAACGAACUGAAACCAGCUGGUCUAACUACAGGGGCACCUUUCUUGUUGCCAGGCUUUGCUGUCCCACAGCCUGCUGGAAAAGGUUUGAGUGUGAGAAACAUCCAAGCCUUUGCGGUCCUACAGAAUGCAUUUCUUAAAGCAAAGACCUGCUACCUUGCACAGAUUAUCCUGGAUGCCAUCACCAAUAUUUACAUGUCGGACAAUGCCAAUUACUUUAUUUUGGAGUCUCAGCACACUCUAUCCCAGUUUGCAGAGAAAAUUACCAAGUUGCCCGAUGUGCAAGUGAAAUACUUUGAGAUGCUUGAGUUUGUGGUUUUCAGCUUGAACUAUAUACCAUGCAAAGAACUGAUCAGUGUCAGCAUCCUUUUAAAGUCCAAUGCUUCGUUCUCCUGUAGCAUCAUUGCCACUAAGACUCUACUGAAAUUCAUACGCCAUCAUAACAUUUUUAAAGAUGUUUUUAAAGAAGUGGGACUCUUAGAGGUUAUGGUCAACCUUUUGCACAAGUAUGCUGCUGUACUGAAAGACCCUGCCCAAGCAUACAUUGAACAAGGUUGCACAAUAGUAAUACAGUCAACCGAGGACCAAAGGCAGUUGGCACUGGUGGUGAUGGAAACUCUAACAGUUUUGCUACAGGGAUCAAAUACCAAUGCUGGUGUUUUCAGAGAGUUUGGAGGUGCAAGAUGUGUGCACAACAUUGUCAAAUACCCUCAGUGUAGAGAGCAUGCACUCAUGGUGAUCCAGCAAUUGAUGUUGUCUCCCAGUGGAGAUGACGACAUGGGGACCCUUCUGGGACUGAUGCACUCUGCCCCAUCUACGGAGCUGCAGCUUAAGACCGACAUUCUGCGGGCACUUUUAAUAGUUCUAAGAGAGAGCCACCGGACUAGGACGGUUUUUCGGAAAGUUGGAGGCUUUGUAUAUAUAACAUCUCUGUUGGUUGCGAUGGAGAGGUCCUUGAGCUGUCCACCAAGGAAUGGUGGGGAAAAGGUGAACCAGAACCAAGUCUUUGAACUUCUUUACACUGUUUUCUGCACUUUGACGGCGGCCAUGCGCUAUGAGCCUGCAAACUCUCACUUCUUCAGAACUGAGAUCCAGUAUGAAAAACUAUCUGACGCCAUUAGGCUGCUUGGCUGUUUCUCGGAAUCACGGAAAAUCAAACCAUCAAACGUCUUCCCUUCCAAUAAUCAACCAUUUCAGAGACUUCUAGAAGAGGACCUGGUGCAGUUGGACUCAGUGUGCCCUGUGCUGAGGCACUGCAGCAAACUUUUUGUGUAUCUGUAUAAAGUAGCUACAGACUCCUUUGACAGUCGUGCAGAACAGAUUCCGCCUUGCUUGACAAAUGAGACUUCUCUCCCAUCACCCUGGGGCACCCCUGCUUUAUCCCGGAAAAGACAUGUCUAUCAUACAGUAGCCACAUCUUCCCUAAUCCCUCCUAAAAACAUCAGUGAUAUGAAAUUUCAUCCAGGAACAUCCCCUCUGACGAGUUCAGAUGCAGUCAUCAUACAUCCGGGUGCCAUGGUUUCUAUGCUUGAUCUCCUGGCGUCUGUUGAUUCAGAUUCCCAACCAGAACAUGCCUUAGAUCUUCAGUUGGCAAUUGCAAACAUCUUGCAAUCACUGGUGCACACAGAGAGAAAUCAGCAGGUUAUGUGCGAGGCAGGACUGCAUGCACGACUGUUACACCGUUGCAGUGCUGCCCUGGCUGACGAGGACCAUGCAUUACACCCUCCACUACAGCGGAUGUUUGAAAGGCUGGCAUCUCAAGCGCUGGAGCCCAUAGUACUGAGAGAAUUUCUUCGCCUUGGAAAUCCUUUGAACUGCGCAGCAUGGGAUAAGCGCUUAUUGAAACAGUACAGAGUACACAAGCCCAGUUCUCUCAGUUAUGAGCCAGAAAUGAGAAGUAGCAUGAUCAUGUCAACGGAGGGCCUGGGCUCUGACAGCGUGUUCUGUGUGGGAGAAGAUAAACACUACCGGAUAAGCCGGAGCUUGGUAAAGUCAGCAGAAGGAAGCACAGUGCCCCUUACCAGGGUAAAGUGCCUGGUUUCUAUGACAACUCCACAUGACAUUAGGCUUCACGGAUCAUCAGUCACUCCUGCCUUUGUGGAAUUUGACACUUCUCUAGAAGGCUUUGGGUGUCUUUUCUUGCCAAGUUUGGCUCCUCACAAUGCACCGAGCAGUAAUGCAGUUACAACUGGGCUUUCUGAUGGGGCAGUGCUCAGUGGCAUUGGAACAGGGGAACGCCUUUUUCCACCGCCCUCCGGUCUAACAUAUUCAACCUGGUUUUGCAUUGAGCACUUUAGUUCUCCACCAAAUAAUCACCCAGUGAGACUACUCACUAUCGUCCGGCGAGCAAACUCAUCUGAGCAGCAUUACGUCUGCCUCGCUAUUGUCCUCUCUGCUAAAGAUAAGUCCCUCAUUGUGUCUACAAAGGAAGAACUCCUUCAGAACUAUGUGGAUGACUUCAGUGAAGAGUCGUCUUUCUAUGAGAUCCUGCCUUGUUGUGCCCAGUUCCGCUGUGGGGAGCUGAUAAUGGAAGGCCAGUGGCAUCAUCUGGUUCUGGUGAUGAGUAAGGGCAUGCUGAAAAAUAGCGCUGCAGCGCUGUAUCUAGAUGGGCAACUUGUCAGUACAGUAAAGCUCCAUUACGUACACAGUACACCAGGAGGAUCUAGCUUGGCUAAUCCACCAGUAGUGAGCACAGUCUAUACUUACAUUGGCACCCCGCCAGCUCAGCGCCAGCUUUCUUCUCUGGUGUGGCGACUGGGACCAACUCAUUUUUUGGAGGAAGUCCUGACUGCUGCAAGUGUUGGCGUAAUAUAUGAACUGGGACCAAAUUAUGUUGGAAGCUUUCAAGCAGUUUAUACUCCAUGUAAAGAUUCAAAGUCUGAAUCUGGAACUUUGUCCCUGGUGUCACUGGUGCCUGAAGAAAAGGUGUCCUUUGGGCUCUAUGCACUAUCAGUGUCUUCUCUGACAGUGGCCAGAAUAAGGAAGGUUUAUAACAAACUAGACAGCAAAGCAAUUGCAAAGCAGCUAGCGAUAUCGUCUCAUGAGAAUGCCACCCCUGUGAAACUGCUACAUAACUCCGCUGGGCAUUUGAAUGGACCCGCUCGAACAAUAGGAGCAGCCCUCAUUGGCUACUUAGGAGUGAGAACAUUUGUCCCUAAACCUGUGGCCACAACCUUGCAGUAUAUAGGUGGUGCUGCUGCCAUCCUUGGCCUAGUAGCAAUGGCAUCUGAUGUUGAAGGUCUCUACGCAGCAGUAAAGGCUCUUGUUUGUGUUGUAAAGAGCAACCCACUGGCUAGCAAAGAGAUGGAGAGAAUCAAAGGUUACCAGCUAUUAGCUAUGUUGCUGAAGAAGAAGAGAGGACUUCUCAACAGCCACAUAUUGCAUCUUACAUUUUCCUUGGUAGGAACAGUGGAUAGUGGCCACGAGACAUCCAUCAUACCCAACUCCACUGCUUUCCAGGACCUGCUGUGUGACUUUGAGGUCUGGUUACACGCACCAUAUGAGCUUCAUCUUUCACUAUUUGAGCAUUUCAUUGAGCUUCUUACUGAGUCAAGUGAGGCAGCAAAGAACGCCAAGCUCAUGAGAGAAUUCCAGCUGAUACCCAAACUGCUGCUGACACUGCGAGACAUGUCCCUAUCUCAGCCCACCAUAUCUGCCAUCAGUAACGUCCUGAGUUAUCUCCUGCAAGGCUUCCCCAACAACAAUGACUUACUCCGGUUUGGCCAAUUCAUCUCAUCCACACUGCCUACUUUUGCAGUAUGUGAGAAGUUUGUCAAUAUGGAAGUAAAUAAUGAAGAGAAGCUAGAGCCAGGAGCUGAAGAUGACUUUGGAGGGCUUGUUUCUGCUAAUCUGAUUCUCCUGAGAAAUAGACUGUUGGAUAUGUUACUUAAACUGCUUUAUACUACAAAGGAAAAGACCACAGUAAAUAUACAAGCAUGUGAAGAACUAGUGAAGACUCUUGGUUUUGACUGGGUCAUCAUGUUUAUGGAAGAACAUCUGCACUCAACCACAGUCACUGCGGCUAUGCGGAUCCUGGUGGUACUACUGAGCAACCAGUCUAUACUCUUUAAGUUCAAGGAAGGAGUGAGUGGAGGAGGCUGGCUGGACCAAACAGACUCUGUCUUGACUAAUAAGAUUGGCACGGUGCUAGGUUUCAAUGUGGGAAGGAGUGCCGGAGGCAGGUCAACUCUCAGGGAGAUUAACCGUGAUGCAUGUCAUUUCCCCGGCUUCCCGGUUCUUCAGUCCCUGCUUCCCAAGCACACUAAUGUACCUGCACUUUAUUUUCUGCUCAUGGCACUUUUCCUGCAGCAGCCAGUCACUGAACUGCCUGAGAACUUGCAGGUCAGUGCACCUGUCACCAGCAACCGAAGUAGCCGGGGUUGCCAGUUUGAUUUGGACUCCAUCUGGACAUUUAUCUUUGGGGUUCCUGCAUCCAGUGGCAAUGUGUUCUCCUCCAUCCACAAUGUGUGCACAGAAGCUGCCUUACUGCUGCUGGGCAUGCUCAGGACAAUGCUUAAUUCACCAUGGCAAUCUGAGGAAGAGGGUUCCUGGCUCCGCGAGUAUCCUGUUACAUUGAUGCAGUUCUUCCGCUACCUGUACCACAAUGUACCAGACCUGACUCCAAUGUGGAUCAGCCCAGAGUUUCUGUGUGCCCUGGCAGGCUCUGUGUUCCCCUUUAAUAUUCGGCCAUACUCUGAAAUGGUCACAGACCUGGAUGAUGAGGUAGGAUCACCUGCUGAAGAAUUUAAGGCAUUUUCAUCUGACUCUGGUAUGAACAGAAGCCAAUCUGAAUACUGCAAUGUGGGGUCCAAGACGUACCUAACCAGCCAUCCCGCAAAGAAGUUUGUGUUUGAUUUCAUGCGCGUCCUUGUGAUUGAAAACCUUUGUCUGACGCCCGCCAGCAAGCAAACCCCUCUGAUAGACCUGCUCUUAGAGUCUUCUCCAGAAAGAUCCACAAGAGCUCAGCAGAAGGAGUUCCAGACCUAUAUCUUGGACAGUGUGAUGGACCACCUCCUGGCUGCUGAUGUUCUGCUAGGUGAAGACGCCUCUUUACCCAUGACUACAGGUGGAAAUUUUCAGGUGCUGGUAAAUAAUGUGUUUUAUUUCACCCAGCGAGUUGUGGACAAACUGUGGCAAGGAAUGUUCAACAAAGACUCCAAACUAGUGGUAGAAUGUAUCAUCCAGCUCAUCUCACAGGGCUAUCUUACAGGAAUCACCCCACGUCUGCAAAACAUGGCCCAUUACAGUUGUACCUUAUCUAAGAGAAGAUCUCAAGGUUUGUCCCUUGACGCUAUAUAUAACUGCUUGAACCGGACUGUGUUGUACCAGUUCUCCAGAGCACACAAAACUGUCCCUCAACAAGUUGCACUUCUGGAUUCCCUACGAGUUCUCAUUGUGAAUAGAAAUCUUAUCCUUGGUCCUGGAAAUCAUGACCAAGACUUCAUCGCUUGCCUGACUCACUGUUUAAUUAACCUCCAUAUGGGAAGCAACCCUGAUGGCUUUGGAUUAGAAGCUGAAGCUAGGAUGACCACUUGGCACAUCAUGAUGCCCUCAGAGGUAGAGCCGGAUGGGAUAUACCAGGAUGUAAGUGAAGGGCGCCAGCUACUUCUGAAAGCUGUCAACAGAGUUUGGAUAGAGUUGAUUCAUAGCAAAAAACAAGUUCUGGAGGAUAUGUUCAAAGUAACCUUUCCUGUCAAUGACCGAGGACAUGUGGAUAUUACUGUCAUCAGGCCUUUUAUUGAAGAACCAACAUUGCGCUCUUGGCAAAAUCAUCUUGCUUAUGAGAAGAAGUGCAUCAGUAAAGGGGAAGCUUUGGUCCCCAGCUCCCAGUCCAAGCUGUCUCGCGUCAGUAGCGGCUUUGGCCUUUCUAAAUUAACUGGGUCAAGAAGAAACCGCAAGGAAAGUGGACUCAACAAACACAACCUCUCCACACAGGAAAUCUCCCAGUGGAUAUUCACUCACAUUGCAGUUGUGCGUGACCUAGUGGAUAUGCAAUAUAAAGAAUACCAAGAGCGUCAACAAAACGCAUUGAAAUAUGUGACAGAGGAAUGGAACCAGAUUGAGUAUGAAUUGCUCCGGGAGAGAGGGCUCUGGGGUCCACCAAUCGGCUCCCACCUGGAUAAAUGGAUGCUGGAGAUGACUGAAGGGCCAUGUAGAAUGAGGAAGAAAAUUGUGAGAAAUGACAUGUUCUAUAUUCACUAUCCAUACGUCCCUGAUGUGGAGCAAGAUACUAAUACUAUGUCUGACUUUCCAUGUACACUGCCUGAAAGCUCUGAUGAUGUCUUCAUGGUAACUCGUGAGAAGAAACCUGCCCGUUAUCGUCGUGCCAUCAGCUAUGACAGCAAGGAUUACUACAUGCGCCUAAUGCCUGGGAACCCGGCAGUGUUUCAGGAUACAGUAGAAGAAAGCUCUGAAGGGGAAGCGGCUCAGCAUGAACCAGAGCACGGGGAAGACACCAUUGCCAGAGUGAAAGGCUUGGUAAAAGCACCUCUUAAACGAUCAAGGUCUGCUCCUGAUGGUGGGGAAGAUGACAACCAGGAGCUCUUACAGGACCAGUUGUCUGAAGGCUCUUCUGUUGAUGAAGAUGAGAAGAUGGACAGUACUACUCUUCUCAGGCUUCUAGAGGAAGGAGAAAAGAUUCAACACAUGUAUCGCUGUGCAAGGGUCCAGGGCCUAGACACCGGUGAAGGCCUCCUUCUCUUUGGCAAAGAACACUUCUAUGUAGUGGAUGGGUUUACACUGACCGCAACUAGAGAGAUUCGGGAUAUUGAAACAUUACCUGUAAAUAUGCAUGAACCAAUCAUUCCUCGGGGGGCAAGGCAGGGCCCUAGUCAGCUGAAAAGAACUUGCAGCAUUUUUGCCUAUGAAGAUAUCAAAGAAGUUCACAAACGAAGAUACCUGUUACAGCCAAUAGCUGUGGAGGUCUUCUCAGCUGAUGGGCGCAACUAUUUAUUGUCGUUUCAAAAGGGAGUGCGCAACAAAGUGUACCAGAGGUUUUUGGCUGUUGUGCCAUCUUUAACAGACAGCUCAGAAUCUGUUUCCGGACAGCGUCCAAACACAAGUGUGGAGCAAGGAUCUGGGCUCCUCAGCACUUUGGUUGGAGAAAAGUCUGUGACACAGAGAUGGGAGAGGGGAGAAAUCAGCAAUUUCCAGUAUUUGAUGCACUUAAAUACUCUGGCAGGCCGAUCAUACAAUGAUCUCAUGCAGUACCCAGUCUUCCCAUGGAUACUGGCAGAUUUCGACUCUGAGGAGCUGGACUUGACAAAUCCUAAAACUUUUAGAAACCUGUCUAAGCCAAUGGGAGCACAAACUGAUGAUAGACUUGCACAGUAUAAGAAGCGUUACAAGGAUUGGGAAGAUCCUAAUGGAGAAACACCCGCGUAUCACUAUGGGACCCAUUAUAGCUCUGCUAUGAUUGUAGCAUCUUAUCUAGUUCGAAUGGAGCCAUUUACACAGAUUUUCCUCAGACUUCAGGGUGGCCAUUUUGACCUGGCUGAUCGGAUGUUUCACAGUGUGCGCGAGGCCUGGUACUCUGCAUCCAAGCACAACAUGGCCGACGUGAAGGAACUGAUUCCAGAGUUCUUUUACCUACCAGAGUUUCUUCUCAAUUCCAACAACUUUGAUCUGGGCUAUAAACAAAAUGGAACAAAGCUUGGUGAUGUUAUACUGCCACCAUGGGCUAAAGGAGACCCAAGGGAAUUUAUACGUGUGCACAGAGAGGCCUUGGAAUGUGACUACGUCAGUGCCCACCUGCAUGAAUGGAUAGACCUGAUCUUUGGGUACAAGCAGCAGGGGCCGGCUGCUGUGGAUGCUGUCAAUGUCUUUCAUCACCUCUUCUACGAAGGUCAAGUGGAUAUCUACAACAUAAACGACCCUUUGAAAGAGACGGCUACCAUAGGCUUUAUUAACAAUUUUGGGCAGAUUCCCAAGCAGUUAUUUAAAAAGCCGCAUCCACCAAAACGCGUCAGGAGUCGGAUGAAUGGAGACAUGUCCUCAGUCUCUAUGCCCGUGGGAUCUGCAUGUGACAAGAUAUUUUUCCACCAUUUGGACAAUCUAAGGCCCUCUCUAGCUCCAGUGAAAGAACUGAAGGAGCCGGUUGGGCAGAUUGUGUGCACAGAUAAAGGGAUUCUGGCUGUAGAGCAGAACAAGGUCCUCAUUCCUCCUGCGUGGAACAAGACGUUUGCAUGGGGCUAUGCAGAUCUCAGCUGCAGACUGGGAACGUAUGAGUCCGACAAGGUUGUCGUUGUCUACGAAUGUUUAUCUGAAUGGGGACAGAUAUUAUGUGCCAUUUGCCCAAACCCCAAAAUGGUUAUCACUGGGGGAACUAGUACUGUGAUUUGCGUCUGGGAAAUGGGAACGUCAAAAGAAAAGGCGAAAUCACUCACUCUGAAGCAGGCUCUGAUUGGACAUACAGACACAGUGACAUGUUUGACUGCCUCGCUAGCCUAUCAUAUAGUCGUAAGUGGAUCACGUGACCGCACAUGCAUCAUCUGGGACCUGAACAAACUGUCAUUUGUGACCCAGUUACGAGGACACAGAGCUCCAGUGUCGGCUCUCUGUAUAAACGAGUUAACAGGGGACAUAGUGUCAUGUGCCGGUACAUACAUACAUGUCUGGAGCAUAAACGGUAACCCCAUCGUCAGUGUGAAUACGUUUACCGGAAGAAGUCAACAGAUCCUGUGCUGCUGCUUAUCGGAAAUGAAUGAAUGGGACACCCAGAACGUUUUUGUCACAGGACAUUCAGAUGGAGUCGUCCGUUUUUGGAGGAUGGAGUUUUUACAGGUACCAGAGACCCCAGCUCCAGAACCUGCUGAUACCAUGGAAAUGCCAGAUGAAUGCUCAGAAACACAUUUAGGUCAUGAAGCUCAGGAUGACGACAGCAGCGACUCAGAUGUAGAAGACCAAAGUUCAAGCCAGGAUACUAGGUCAAAGGACAUCCAACCUCAACCUGGCAAUGUCACCCACCGGCCUAGGGCAUCCUCUGCUAGGGCUGGAUUAGCAGCAUGGUCAGUAGACAAUGGCUCUGAUGACUCCAGACGUUGGUCAGAUCAGCUGAGCUUGGAUGAAAAAGAUGGCUUCAUCUUUGUAAACUAUUCUGAAGGUCAAUCAAAAGUACAGUUCCCACAAGUCCAAAGUGGUGGUCAAACGACUCAGCCCGAAAUCCGGAACUAUAACAAACUGAAAACUGGAUACAGGUGGGAACGGCAGCUAGUAUUUAGAAGUAAACUUACUAUGCACACAUCAUUUGAUCGGAAAGACAACGCUCAUCCUGCAGAGAUCACUGCACUAGGGAUUUCCAAGGAUCACAGCAGGAUACUGGUAGGAGACAGCAGAGGAAGGGUGUUCAGCUGGUCUGUAAGUGAUCAACCCGGCCGCUCUGCUGCUGACCACUGGGUAAAGGACGAAGGGAUGGACAGCUGCUCAGGAUGUGCUGUGAGGUUCUCCCUGACUGAGAGGCGACACCACUGCAGAAAUUGUGGCCAGCUUUUUUGCCAAAAAUGCAGUCGCUUCCAGUCUGAAAUUAAACGGCUGAAAAUCUCUUCCCCAGUGAGAGUGUGCCAGAACUGCUACUAUAAUUUACAGCAUGAGCGGGGCGCUGAGGAUUCCUCAAGGAACUAAUAAAAAGCCUCUGCCAUCUGACUAACACAGGAGCUCCUCUGUGCUUGUUACCAUCAUUCUUUCCAAAGAGGAUGAUAUGUUAAACAUUUAAAACAAAAUCAGUUUACAUGCAACUUUUGUUUAGUGUUGUAAACACUGCAAGAAAAAGGGAUCAUUUCACUCACUAAUAACUUUUCUUUUAAGUAAAACAAAAUAAGUAAAUAUAGAAAAGACCAUGUUGAGCUUUCGGGCAAACUAACUAUAAAUAUAUAUAUAUAUAUAUAUAUAUAUAUAUAUAUAUUACUAUCAUCCUGCUGCUAUGCCUGCUGGCUGGAGGAAGUGCCCCAAUCUGCAGCCCCCAUACACUCCCUUGUGUUUAUUUCUGUAGAGCAGUAAUCUUCUUAGUUAGUUUUUCGGAUAAAUAAGCCGCUUACGGACAAAGACUUGCAGUCAUGUACAGUUUAUUGUAAAUAAAAUAUUGGCCUUUUUAUUGAAAUCUUACAUAUAAAUUGCCUGUUACAUGGGACUUAACUUGAUAAAGAAACUCAAGUGAUAGAUCAUCAAUAUACUUUUGUCUGUACUGUUGUUCCAUUCAGCAUCCACAUACAUUACAUGUAUGUGUUUGAAAGCAUCCUACCCCCAUUCUCCGAGCCUAACCCUUUCUGCAGGCAUCAUGGAAUUCACUUGUGUUGCCUUUGUUUUGCACCAAUACAUAAUCAGCCUGUGAGGUCAUUGCCAACAAAACAGCAUAAAGAUAUAUUCAACUUUAGUAAGUCUCUCAAUCGAUCAAUAUGCUUUAACAAAUAAACUCUGUGCAUGUUUUUGGGCUGUGCACUGCUGCUACACACAUUAUUACAUGGAUCGGUAUUGAAUAUUCCGACAGGCAAGCCACAGCAAAGCCCAUUCUGCUUUCAUGGGGAAAAGAUGUGCAUUCCCGCAUUGUGAAUCAGACAACCAUGUGAAGUUGUAUAGAAAUAUGUUUCUUAGCAUGGUAUUUAUCAAAGCAUGGAGAGAGAAGAUGCACUAGCCAAUCAGCUUCUAACUCUCGUUUUACAGGCUGUGUUUGGAACAUAACAGGAGCUGAUUGGUUAGUAGUUUGAUCUCUCCACAUUGUCUCUCUCCAAGCUUUGAUAAAUACCUCCCUUCAGCAGGAAAAGUAUUACAAUUGAUUGGCACUAUAGGUGAUGAGAUUUUUCUUCGUUUAGUGAUGUAGAUGUACUCGUAGAGGGAUUGUUCCAUACAUAGCACAGAGAUGUAAUUCUCUAUAACAUAUGAGAGACAUAUGUUGAUGCUAAUUUAAAUAAUCUUUUCCUCAGUAUAUAUACAAUUCUCUUUGAAGUAAAAGUGUGUAAUGCAACACACAGAAUUCCAAAAUUGAAUGCACCUAAAAAAAACAUGUACCUUUUUAGACAAAAUGAUUUAAUGUCUAUCGGUAAUGCAAGUUUUAGAUUGAAUCAGUCUGCAGCAAUGUGUUGCAGUGUAUAGUGAUUUGUAGUAAGCCAUUUUUCAAUCUCUUAAGUAAAGGAAAAAUGUACUUGGAAUUACAAUUCCCUAUAAAGCAAUACAUUAAUAAUUCUAUUAAUUAACUGCAUUUUUAGCAACAUAUUUAUUAAUAUUCAUGAAUACUUUCAUUUUAAAUAUUAUAUUUUUAGAAAUUAAACCUCAUCAUUCCAUUCUGUUUUAUUUCAUAUUUAUGCAAUAAAGGGAAAUUCGUAAUCUAGCAGCAAAGUCUAAGGCUGUCACUUGCUAAACGUACUUCAAAGUCCUGCUGCUGUCCACGAGUAGAUUACUGAGCUGCCACAAGUGGGCGCCAAACCAGAUUUCACACUUCUCAGCCUUGAGAUGCACUUGCCUAUAAAUAAUUUCCAUUCACACUUUGUUGCUGGGUUGAUGCACCUAAGCCUGCUAUGCACAGUACAGUCUCAGCUGACCUUGGAACACUAGAAUUCCAAUGAUAUCAUAUUUAUUAAUCUUACAAUAAAUUUUAAUUUAUAGGGCACAGAUUUUUUUAAAUUGGGCCAAUCCCUGGUUAUUGGAGACUGUUGCAACUAUGGAAAUGACGGGAAAGAUUUGUACUGUAAAACUUGGCAGCAAGUUGAACACUGAUCACCCAAAGGCAACAUAACAAUAGCAUCCUGGUUUUGUUUUUCAGGCUUGCAGCUCCGGUCAUUCCAGUAAUCUUAUUUGUUUUGUGACAAUUAGGUGGCAUAGUCUAUUGGGUGCUACUCUAGAAUACUUAUGUUAUCAUGGAGAUUUGGGAAUCUUCCUGCAAUGAGUGUUGCUUAUUAAACUUGCUUAAAGGUGCAAAUCCUGCAGUAAACCAUAUCGACACGACCUGGGCUUUCAUUUCCAAACUUGCACAAGAUGGACUGAACCUAAUUGGAGGCUAUGGUGUAAGGGCGGAUUUGAAUCUUUGACCAAAGUUAUGAAAUAACCCUCAACGUCACCUUUUGUUCUACCAGUGCAGAAAUGGACAGAAUCUAAAGGGGGUGGGAUUGGGCAGUGUAUGGCUUUGUGGGAUGCACAAAAAAAUAAUACAUAAAUGUAAUGGAUUUGUUUUGACCAUCUAUUAAUUAAAGGGUCACAACGGAACAUGAGACCAGUUUAUCUUCUAUUGUGAAUUUCAUUGCCACUUAACUGUGUUCUCCCUUGCAUACUCCUACAAACACCCAUGUACUCUUCAGUAUAUUUGUAAGUUGUACUUUAAUUGUAUUGUCAUGCUUACCAAUAGAACAGGUGUUUUAUGAGAGGUUCGCCUCUGUCCUAUAGCAGAACACUAUCAAUAAAUUAUUUUGCACCUUCAUGUAAAAUAGCUGUAGCAGCAAAAUUUUAUUUUUGUUCUGUAUAAUUUCAAGACUCAUUUGGUUUCAAUAAUGAAAACUGUGUAUAAAAAAAUAUUUAUGCAGUCGAAAGAAGCAAAAAAAAAAUUUUUAGGAAGUAUUUUUCAUUUCAGCAAGUUUUGUUACUUGUUGCAUGAGUAAUUAACACAACUGACUUUUUGUGUCAGUGCUAUGUAUAUUUUAUUUGUCCUGUUAUUAACUUGUACGCCCUUACACGCAGCCAUUUAUUUGGAUGGCAGCAGAAGUUGUUUCAUAAUAACUGGCUAAGACUGGAGGGUGGAAUUUUGUACUGUAUUACAGAAUUCAGUAUCUGAUUUUUUUUGGUGGUUAAAUGUUCACGGUCUGGAAGAAAAUGCUAUCUAGCGUGCAGUCUGUAAUAUCUGAAUGUUCAAUGUAUAUCUGUCUCAAAUGCAAAAAGUAGAGUAACACAAUUACAAUACAUGACUAAAUGCAAUAGGUCAGGUACUUAAGUUAAUUUUUUUUCAUUAUGAAUAAAAUACCUGCUAUUUACCACCA